Chanos chanos (milkfish) is the source of this 3188-nucleotide messenger RNA. It is a transcript of the gene clptm1, whose product is annotated as CLPTM1 regulator of GABA type A receptor forward trafficking. Gene Ontology annotation, cellular component: endomembrane system; membrane. The record is from RefSeq and is a predicted model, not a curated record. Lineage: Eukaryota; Metazoa; Chordata; Actinopteri; Gonorynchiformes; Chanidae. Bases 22 to 1932 code for a protein of 636 amino acids. The transcript is spliced from 14 exons.
UGUGAGACAGAGACAGGUAAGAUGGCGGCACCAGAGACCGAACCAACACAGCAGACAACCGUAAGCAACGGCGAGGUGAGCAGUAAUGGAGCAGCUGCUGCUGGUCAGGUUGCACAGACAGGUGGGACUGCCCAGGACCCCCAACAACAACAACAACAACAACAACAACAGCAGCAGCCCAAUGCCUGGCAAGUCAUAAAGGGUGUUCUUUUCAGGAUCUUCAUCAUUUGGGCCAUUAGCAGCUGGUUUCGCAGAGGCCCUUCCACGCCAGACCCCAACACACCGGCUGGUGCCCCUCGAGUUCCCAGUCGCAACCUUUUCCCCAAGGACACCCUCAUGGACCUCUAUGUAUAUGUCUCUCAGGAUGAGAUAUUUUCUGACUUUAACAACACAGAAGCACUGUUCUGGUUCCAGAGGGACCUAGUCUAUGGAGACUGGACCACAGGAGAAACAGGGGAUGGCUGUUAUCAGCACUACCAAGAGCUGGACAUCCCUGAGAGGGUACAACAGAAUGGUUCUUUAUACAUCCACGUAUAUUUCACCAAGAGUGGCUUCCACCCAGAUCCUAAACGCAAGGGCCAGCAUCGCAGACUGGCUACAGUUCAUGCCACUCGAAUGCUGAACAAGUUUAAGCGGAGAAAGUUCCUCAAGACCAAGAACCUGUUGACAGGUGAAACAGAGGCAGAUCCUGAAAUGAUUAAGCGGGCGGAGAGUCACGGUCCUGUGGAGAUCAUAUCUCACUGGCAUCCCAACCUCACCAUUAACAUGGUAGAUGACCAAACAGCCUGGGUCAAAGGCUCAGUGCCCCCACCUCUUGACCAGUAUGUGAAGUUUGAUGCAGUGAGUGGAGACUACUACCCCAUAGUUUACUUCAAUGACUACUGGAACCUCCAGAAAGACUACUAUCCCAUUAACGAGACCCUGACCAAGCUGCCUCUGCGGCUUACCUACUGUCCCCUCUCCCUCUGGCGCUGGCAGCUAUAUGCUGCCCAGAACGCCCGCUCUCCCUGGAACUUCCUUGGAGAGGACACCUAUGAACAGUCUGACGAGGACCAAGACUCAGUGAAGGUGGCUCUCCUAGAGACAAAUCCCUACCUCCUGGGCCUGACCAUUGUUGUGUCUAUUGUCCACAGCAUUUUUGAGUUCCUGGCCUUUAAAAAUGAUAUCCAGUUCUGGAACAGCCGUCAGUCUCUGGAGGGGCUUUCGGUUCGCUCCAUCAUAUUCGGCGUGUUCCAGUCGCUGGUGGUGCUGCUCUACAUCCUAGAUAACGAAACCAACUUUGUGGUGCAGGUCAGCGUGUUCAUUGGGCUUCUCAUUGACUUCUGGAAGAUCACCAAAGUCAUGGACGUCAGGUUGGACAGAGAGAACAAAAUUGCAGGAGUAUUCCCAAGAUUGAUAUUCAAAGACAAGUCCACAUAUGUUGAGUCCUCCACCAAAAUCUAUGAUGACAUGGCCUUCAAGUACCUGUCAUGGUUGUUGUACCCACUCUUUGGGUGCUAUGCUGUUUACAGCUUAUUAUAUGUGGAGCACAAAGGCUGGUACUCAUGGGUACUGAGCAUGCUCUAUGGAUUUUUGUUAACAUUUGGUUUUAUUACCAUGACACCACAACUCUUCAUUAAUUACAAAAUGAAAUCAGUGGCUCAUCUUCCGUGGAGGAUGCUGACGUACAAAGCCCUCAACACUUUCAUCGAUGACCUAUUUGCUUUUGUCAUCAGGAUGCCUAUGAUGUAUAGAAUAGGCUGCCUCAGAGAUGAUGUAGUGUUCUUCAUCUACCUGUACCAACGCUGGAUCUACAGAGUAGAUCCCAACCGUGUCAAUGAGUUUGGCACCAGUGGAGUGGACCAUACCAAGGACAGCUCAGCACAGGCGACAGUGGGAGACGGAGCUGCUGCCAUCACAGAUAAACCAGAGGGGGAGAAGAAAAAUGAUUAAGCCAUUUUAUGCCUCCCCCCCCCCCUCCACCCUCACCCCUUUUGUCUUGUGAAGGUGCAUCAGAUCAUCUUUAAGACAAAAAAAAACAAAAAACAAAACAUAUGUUUAAUUGUCAGGGAAGUGAACUGGAUUUAUGCUAUUCUGUAAAAGGACACUGCAAAAAUCUCAGUUCAGCUUUCCUAUUUUUUUUUUUGUGUGUGGGAUCCGCAGAAAAAUCAUAUUUAAUGUAGAUAUCUAAAUUUCAUUUCUUUUGAUCUCCCAUAUUUUUGCAGUUCAAGUGAAGUAAAAAAUGUGAUGUACUGUAUCAUGUAUUUUUUUUGGGGGGUUGGUAACACUACUUUUCCGGAGAUUUGGGGUAAAGAGGAACUGGUGCCCAUGAGAGAGGUUGGAUGGAUGAGUCACAGUACAUAUCUGCAUAGACUUUAAAGUAAUCGAGGGGGAAAAAAAAGUCAAGUGCAACCUUUUUUUUCUGUGGAUUCCUUGUCAUGUUUUUUUUUUUUUUUUUUUUUUCCAUUCCAUGCGUGAGCGCUGUGUUUUGGGGUACCAGGGAACUGGGGAAUGUUGUAAGAGAGAGAGAAGGUUGUAGCCCUGGCUCUGAAGAAAGCCAAGAUGGCUGAUCUCAUCCGAACACUUCUCGCUAAAAAAAAAAAAAUAAAAAAAAAGUGACUUCCCUUAUUUUUAAACAAAAAUGGUUGAUGUUCCAAACUUGAACAAAAAAAAAAGCAGCCUUGUAGGUAUUAAUAUAUAAUUCUAUAUUAAUAUUAUUAAUAAUGGUGAAGACUAUGAUUUCAGUCACUGAAUUUCUUUUUGUAUGUCCUGAAACUGUACAGAAUCUCAGCUUGUAAACUUAAUUAAUUGUGCUGAUGUCAAAAUGUCUAGCAAUAGCUAAACUGCUGGUCCUCUCACAGAGGUCCUCUGAUUUUUUUUUUUUUGAAUUGUCCCAUUAAUAUUCAACACUCCAAAGCAGGAACACUGCUGAAUUACAGCUGCUGAGUCUGGUGUGUGUGUGCAAGACAACGGUUGUUUGGUCCCACAGUCAGCGAUGCCUGAGUCUGAACGCCUGGUUUGUCUUGCUUCUUCUUCUUCUUCUUCUUCUUCUUCUUUUUUGUUUUUUUUGGUGCCGUAAUUCUGAAUUAAUUGGGCUUUUAUUUUGGUACAUUAAAAUUUGAUCACUCAUGUUUAUAGUAAAGCAAAAGUGCAGUUCAAAGAUUUUAUGCAGACCUUGUUUUUGUUUAUUGCCUCAUGGGUCUCAAUGA